AUGCAGAACUUCGAUACCAUAUAUGGGUCUCCAUUCCCGAAGCUGAAUCCCAGAGUUCGCUACAAGACUGCCAUCGAGAGAGCGGGCUUCGACACAGCUAAGAACAAGAACAACAUGGCACCCAAUCUGCCACCGGGAAACGCUAAACAAACUGUUCCAAACAAUAAUGCAUCAGGAUAUUAUUCCACUUCUAAUCAUCGCACGCCGCCCGUCAAGUCGCCCUUGGCUCAUAAUUCCUCGCCUUAUACUCGACCAUACAUGCAAAAUACAGGUACCAAUGUUAAUUCAUCGUCGACACCCGUGUUAAGCCAAAUGAAUGGUUCUAACUUGAGUCUCAAUCAGAAUAACAACACAAGGAAAAACCAUUCAUCUUUACCGAAGAAUAAUAUUGAGAUGAAUACGCAAAAUAAUAAUAACACGAUUGCAGAAACUGAUAUGAACCCCAUUGAAAAAAGUUUCAUGAUGCUCACACAAAAUGAUAAAUCUUCCACUUUUGAUUUCGACAUGUCUGAAUCUGCCCAUCAUUCAGCUACAACUGGGACACGAACCUCAUCACCAUAUUCCAAUGAACAACAUGAAGAUGAAGUUGAUGACACGGAAAGUUUGAAUUUGGAACCAAAUGCAAGUUUAAAGAUUGAUUUACAACGAGAUGAAAAACCAUUAUUUUCACCGGUGCCUAUAUCAGAUGAAUCCUUCCCAAGGGAGCCUAGCGAACCCAAGCAGUAUCAUAAUUCUUUAAUUUACGAGGAAAAGACAAAUUCUCUUUAUAUUAGUCCUGAGAAAAAUGAAUUUCAAGCUAAUCAAUGGCAACAAUUACAACGAGAGAUCCCAUCAAAUCGUUCCUCUUGGAAAAAUGAUGGUACUAUACUUAGUGCAGCUACCACAACAAAUACAAAUUUACAUGUGGAACAAUUGAUUGCACAAUUAGAUGAUGUGUCCUAUUCCAGAAAUGAAGAAAUUGAAGAUACUUUACAACAAAAUCAAAACCAUCUAGGUACAGGACCAGCACAGCAUUUUAAAAAAUCAAGUGCAUAUCUCUCUGGUUAUCCACUGAUGUCACGUAACUACAUUAAUAAUAAUACUAAUCAAGACGAGCCGUCAUUACCUACAAUGCAGCAUUUAUCAAUAGACGAAUCACCAACAUCAUCCUCAGAUCCAUCUACAAAUGGUGGCACCCCAAUGUUCUAUAAAUUCAAUACAACAGAUACUCGUUUACCAAUUCCAUCCUCUCCAUUACAAUCACAUUCAUUCCCACCCACUAUUGAACGAUCAUUACUGGCAGAAAGAGAUACGUCUCAAACUCCAACACCUGUCCCACCAAAGAUAAAUACUUUUCCACCGGAGGAAUCACCUUCUAAAGGUUUAACUGUGGGAAAUGAUGAGAUUAGGAUAGAACCCAUGGAGCAAACAUUGAAGGAGAAGAAAUAUCCACCAGGGGAAGGUCCCUGCAGAAAUUGUGGAUUAGAAAUUCAUGGGAAGAAAAUAUUCUCCAAAAAUGAUAAUGAGUUAUCAGGGCAAUGGCAUAGAGAAUGUUUUAGAUGUGUGAAAUGUGAUAUCAAAUUUAAUAAAUCCAUACCAUGUUAUAUCCUUGAUGAUACUCCCUAUUGUCAACAGCAUUUCCAUGAGGAAAACAAUAGUAUAUGUAAGAUUUGUAAGAAAUUCAUCGAGGGAAAAUGUUUGGAGAAUGAUAAAUUGGAAAGAUUCCAUGUUCACUGUUUGAACUGUGCCAUUUGUCAUGAACAAAUAUAUGAUGAUUAUUAUAUCUUCAAUGGAGAACUUCCUCUAUGUUUGAAUCACGAUAUCGAUAAAUUGUUAAAAGAGGGGUUGACCGGAAAUAAUCUUGUGAUAGAGCCAGAUACUAAAAAUGAUAAGAUCGCUAAGAGAAGAACUAGAUUGAUAGAUUUUACUGAUUAA
This is a messenger RNA of Naumovozyma castellii, 1914 nucleotides long. RefSeq names its product Pxl1p (gene PXL1). Bases 1 to 1914 code for a protein of 637 amino acids. The record is from RefSeq and is a predicted model, not a curated record. The transcript has a single exon. NCBI's taxonomy places the organism in Eukaryota, Fungi, Ascomycota, Saccharomycetes, Saccharomycetales, Saccharomycetaceae.